AACCCCAUCCCUAUCCCUAUUCCCUCGCCGCUCCCUUACCCCUAUUGCCGUUAUCCUUUCUCGCUCUCUUAUAUAUACACUCUUCCCUCCACUGCUCCGUUAAUUCUUAGUCCAAGAGAUAGCAGCAGGAAGAAUAAAGGGGGCCAACGUCGACGAUGUCUGCUUACUGUGGAAAAUAUCGCGAUGAACUCAUUGCCAAUGCAGCUUACAUUGGCACCCCUGGUAAGGGGAUUCUCGCAGCUGACGAAUCCACCGGCACCAUUGGCAAGCGUCUUGCCAGCAUCAAUGUGGAGAACGUCGAAGCCAAUCGCCGUGCUCUACGGGAGCUCCUUUUCUGCACACCAGGUGCUCUGCAGUACCUCAGCGGCGUCAUCCUUUUCGAAGAGACCCUCUACCAGAAGACAGCUGACGGAAAACCGUUUGUUGAAGUCCUCAAGGAAGGAGGGGUCCUCCCUGGCAUCAAGGUAGACAAAGGUACUGUGGAGCUUGCUGGUACCAAUGGCGAGACCACGACACAAGGCCAUGAUGAUCUUGGCAAGCGCUGCACCAAGUACUAUGAAGCAGGGGCUCGUUUUGCCAAGUGGCGUGCUGUCCUGAAGAUCGGCCCGACAGAGCCAUCCCAGCUUGCAAUCAAUGAGAAUGCUAACGGGUUGGCUCGGUAUGCCAUCAUCUGCCAGGAGAAUGGCCUUGUUCCAAUUGUGGAGCCUGAGAUCCUUGUUGAUGGGCCCCAUGAUAUCAACCGCUGCGCUGAGGUGACAGAGCGGGUGCUUGCUGCUUGUUACAAGGCAUUGAACGAUCACCAUGUUCUCUUGGAAGGAAGUCUCUUGAAGCCAAACAUGGUGACUCCUGGGUCGGACUCAAAGAAGGUCGCUCCAGAGGUAGUGGCUGAGUGCACUGUGCGUGCUCUCCUAAGAACUGUCCCGGCAGCUGUUCCAGCCAUCGUCUUCCUUUCCGGUGGUCAAAGUGAGGAGGAGGCGACUUUGAACCUGAAUGCGAUGAACCAGCUUAAGGGGAAGAAGCCAUGGUCACUCUCUUUCUCAUUUGGCCGUGCACUGCAGCAGAGCACACUCAAGACAUGGGCUGGAAAAGAGGAGAAUGUUGAGAAGGCAAGGGCUGCUUUCCUCUGUAGGUGCAAGGCCAAUUCAGAGGCCACCCUAGGGGCAUACAAGGGAGAUGCUGCAAGGGGAGAGGGUGUCUCGGAGAGCCUCCAUGUCAAGGACUACAAAUACUGAUUUUGGUUCCUCGAGGUUUCUGGCUUGCUUUUAAAUGAGGUUGUUGGAUUACUAGCUGUUCAGCACUUCUUCGCCACUAGCCAGGUCUCGUUAGGAUUUCCUAACCUGAGGGUAUUUGGUACCUCGGCAGGUACGAGUCUUUGAAUGUUUGCUUCUCCUGGUUUAUACAGUUCAGUUCUCUCUUUCCUUUUCCAACUCCAAUGGUUGCUUCUCUGUAAUGAAGUCAUCUUUGAAUAUAGGUAUCUGCCAUGUAUGAUUAUCUUCCUUAUGUGGUCUUCUUGUUCUCUA
Messenger RNA from Phoenix dactylifera (date palm), 1520 nucleotides. Lineage: Eukaryota; Viridiplantae; Streptophyta; Magnoliopsida; Arecales; Arecaceae. The record is from RefSeq and is a predicted model, not a curated record.